AUGAGAAGCAUCUGCUGUCAAUAUACUGGCACAGCAUUCACGGGAAGCGCAGGAUUUGAGAACAACAGCUUCAUUGUCAACGAAACCCAUGCAGAAGUAUCUACAUCACAAGUUUCACUGGCUUCCAAUACGCAAAGUUCUCCACAAACUAUCGAUUCAAAUUUAUUCGAUUCAUUCUUCUCAGGUUUGGGCUCCUGGGACUUGACACAGCAAGCAAAUCUCGCUCUACGCUCUCCUCAUCGUGAAUUCACCCUGGACGCAUUCUCUUUGAAUGAUAGCAGUGAUAGCAGUCCCCCAGAGUUGAUUCCGCUCUCCUCAGGCCCAUUACCUCGCCUUGGAGCAGAGGAAGUCACCAAUUCAGCAGCCCUAGCUAAUCAUAGCAUGGAGCUCAUCUUCCGAGUUCUUCGGAGUUGGCCAAGAAUGCUAGCCGAAGACUUUCAGCUACCACCCAUAUUCCACUCCACUCACAUCACACCAAAUAAGACAUUGCCCGCCCCGUUGGCAAACUGCAUAACAUUAGCCAAAAUGUGGCACGGUCAAUGUGAAGGCGCAGAGGAGAUGGUCCGUAAAACAAUCCUCCGAGAGCUAGACAGCAUCGUGGAUCACUCCGAGCAAUUUGACGAAACAACCCUGUUGGCGGUCUUGCAAUCAGUGGUCAUCUACACAAUCAUCCUCCUCUCCCCGGCAGGAAGCCAACAGCGCCUUAUGACAGACCAUCAUAUCAUCUUUCGCAAAGUCGAGCUGCUAGUUUACCAAAUUGUCCACGCAGGUCUUUAUCUCCAGGAAGAGCGUACUCAGAAACAACCAUCCUGGGAAGCAUGGCUCCAUGUCACGUCGAAGCGUCGUGCGGUGCUUGCGCUGUAUCUACUUCACUGGGCAUACUCUGUCCUACACAAAGUACCAUGCUUUGACUGCACGGAUCUGGGGUUUAUGCCCGCGCCAGCUGCAAAGGUUCUUUGGCAGGCACAGACAGAACAAGAAUGGAACACGAGGUAUAUCCACUGGUUGUCGCGCUGGAAUGGCCAGGGAUAUCUGCAAGGUGAGCUUGGCAAGAUCCGACCGGGUAUUGUCAUGAAUCCAAGAGCAGAAAGGUGGCUGGAGGAAACUGACGAGUUCGGGUUUAUUAUGAUCUCAAUUGGUAUUUCAUUCACACCGUGUCUUUGA
Messenger RNA from Penicillium soppii, 1164 nucleotides. RefSeq lists its product as uncharacterized. Lineage: Eukaryota; Fungi; Ascomycota; Eurotiomycetes; Eurotiales; Aspergillaceae. Bases 1 to 1164 code for a protein of 387 amino acids. The record is from RefSeq and is a predicted model, not a curated record. The transcript has a single exon.